Molecule: messenger RNA, 2017 nt
Organism: Anopheles maculipalpis
Lineage: Eukaryota; Metazoa; Arthropoda; Insecta; Diptera; Culicidae
Product: lipase maturation factor 2-like
Exons: 3
Coding region: 17-2017 (666 amino acids)
Biological process (GO): protein maturation
Cellular component (GO): endoplasmic reticulum membrane
Source: RefSeq, a predicted model, not a curated record
ACAUCGCGCACAAACUAUGGAGAAGGCAAACAGUGAUUCAAGGUCGCUGGAGACCGAUGAUUUUCCGCGGGUGCGAAAUUUACUGCUACGGUCGAUGUGUGCCGUGUACCUGAUGGCAUUUGUUGGCUUUUAUUGUCAGGCUGAAGGUCUGUACGGGGACGCAGGCAUUCUUCCGGCGAGCCGGAUUCUAGCAAACGGAACAUUAAAGGAGCGCCUGAGCCUUCUCCAGCUCGGACCCUUCAUCGGAGUGGGCGAUGGGCACGAGGCAAUUGAUUUGUUGUGUCUGGUUGGUGCAACCGUCGCGUUUCUCGGCCUCAUCUCGCGCGUCCACUGUCGGUUGGUCAGCUUCAUCGUGAUGUGGUCGGUGUACUUUUCCCUGGUCCAGAUUUCACAGUCAUUCCGCCAGCAAGCCGAUCAUCUGCUGCUGGAGGCCGGAUUUCUCUGCAUACUGUUGGCUCCGAGCCGGCUUACUGACCGGCGGCUUCCGAUGGAAGAUAUCGCACUGCUGCUGCUGAAAUGGCUCGUGUUUCGGUUCAUGUUUGCCUCCGGCUCGGUGAAGCUAGCUAGUGGUUGUCCACUCUGGUGGUCGCUGGAUGGGUUGAAGCGCCACUACGAAACGAUGCCACUGCCCACGUCGUACAGCUGGUACACGUAUCAGCUGCCGGAUGCGUUUCAUCGCGCCAGCACAAUCUAUGUGUAUCUGAGCGAGCUGGUAGUGCCGUGGCUGUUCUUCGCUCCGAGCAAAGCGGUACGCCGGUUCGCCCUCUGGUGGCACGUGUUUCUCCAUCUGAACAUAAUCGGCUGUGGAAAUUACGGAUUUUUAUCGCCACUCGUUCUAACUCUACUGCUAACGCUGCUGGAUGACGAGGAUGAAAUGCUCGUUUGGCUACACGAACGCGUUUCCGAUGGGCCACGUCGACGUCCUACUGGAAAGGGACGCAAUCGAAUGGAAACGGUGGAUGUGGAUCGAUACGGCGGUCGGCUGGUAAAAGUGAUCGGUUUACUUAUGGUUGUUGGAUCGUGGCUAUGUUUCAGCGUUGGAACCUCGGACGAAGGUCAACUGACGUUUAAGCCAUCCUUCUCGCGAGAUCAGUAUCUGAACGUCAUGCAAACGAUGAUACGAGCAGCACCGUUGCUGGUGUUUGUUCUCAUGGUCAAAAAGUUCCUGAGACUCCUUUCUUCGCAGGACAGUGUGGGAAGCUUGGCCGAAGGAAUGCGACAAUUUUCCAAAAAUCUCGGACUACUAAUAUCCACAAUAGUCGCGUUCACGGUGUUCUUUAUGUCGAUUGUGCCGCAUUCACGGUUACUCCCGAGUACCGCCAUCACAUCGCCCGUGAUGACACGUGCCUACGGUGGUUUGCACAGUCUGCACGUGGUCAACCAGUACGGCCGUCACCUAACGAAGAUGCGCCCGAUGCGGCGGGAAAUCAUUCUCGAGUAUUCGGACGACAUUAACGGCACCUGGCAGGAGUACGGCUUCCAGUACAAACCGUGGACGAUCGAGCGUGCCUCAUCGCUACCGUACGGAUGGCUGUACUUCCCUCGGUUCGAUUUCAAGUUUUACGACGGUUCCGGUUCGAAGACCGAUGCACAAAAGUGGAUCUACCCGCUGAUUCAACGACUGCUCGAACAUCAGCGUCCCGUGCUCGAACUUCUCGACGGACGACACAUCCCGGCGCAGGCACCGAAGUACAUCCGCACCUCGUUGUAUCGGUUUUCGUACACAUCCUUCUCGGAGGGUGCAUUCUGGACGCGGGAAAGGCUGACCGACUAUUUCAACGUGUUCUCGCAGGACGAUACACAGCUACGGGAAAAGCUUAAGCAGAUGAACUUCCGGCAGACGGUUGAGGAACACUCCGGUGGAUCGUGGAACUGGCUGCUGCGCUGGGUACUGGAUGCGAUACGACGGUUUGUGAGUGCCAUCGAGGGUAGCUAUCUGUUGGUAGGACUGUUUGUAGCGGCCGGCAUGGUUAUCUACACCCAGCAGCAACAGCGGACAGCAGGCCACACGACUUAA